GGAGGGAGUGUGGCCACCCCGAUGACACAUUGCAGCUCGUGAAGAACCCUAAGUUGUUGCAAAGAAUUAGAAAAGAAUAGAGGGAGCAGAUACACAUAGCACAACUACGGCAGGUGUCGGACAGGUGAUUCGUACAAUUCAGAAGUAGAAAGACGAGACCAGUUAGGAGGUAACCAAAUGACAAUACGCCACACAGGCCAACGUAAAACUCGUGAAACCAAUGAUACACACAGUCAUAGACAGAACAGGAAGUGACUCCACACAUCAGUACGUUAAAACAUAGGACAUUUAGAACCUUUCACACACUUCAAGAGAAGACGUUCAUAAAACCAAACUUUUAGAAAACUGAUAUCGGGGGGAAAAAAGCUUUGAGUGUCAGAAAAAAAAAAAAAACACUCGCCAACACCCAUCUUUCUCAUCUGGACUCCACUAAAGCACGACGUCCACGCACAGUCUGCCCCACCCUUGGAGUACCAGAGAAUUACACGCAUAAAGUGACACUUCAGUGAUAGGACAAGAUGUCGGACAAUGAAGAAAUCCAGACAGAUGAGGGGAACGAGGCACAGACACUGGAAGAGAGCUUGGAGGAGACACAGAGGUAAGUCAUGUAUAAAUACAUCAACCUAUAUCAAAAUAUAGGUAGAUUUUCAUUAUGUAGAACCAUUUCUCUUUACAACAUUGAUUAAAUGCAUUUUAUAAAUAUAGAUUUUGAACAGUCUUUGGUUAACUUUAUCAUCCCAGAUGUUUUAAAACUGCAUUUCCCAUGAUACAGUGCUAGCCUAAACAGAUUUCUCAAAAUACCUGGUGGGCUGUGUUUAUUCAUCAUUAGCCUCUGGUAUGAUGUAGGUUAAUAUUGGAGAGUUCUCGUUUCACAGCAACUCAGAUUUUGUUACUUGGUCAUAACUAAAAAGAUUGCACAAAAUCUCUGAUUUAUGUCAUUUAGUACAAACAACACUGUCCUAAAACGAUUCUCCACACAUCUGGUAUAUGUGCUAUCCAGCCUUGUGUAAGGAUCUUGGCCAAAUGUACUGCAAAUGCUUUCAAUCAAGCCCAAUGGUUAAUAUAUUGGAUUACAGAAUGACGGUUACACCAUCAAGCAGUCCAGGGAGAGGCUGUGACUCAAUCAUUAAGCAGAGAUGAUUAGUGGUAGUCUUAAAGGGACAGUAAUACUUAAUAGUGAAAUGUAUUAAUUUAUAUGUAAAUGCUUGGCUUUCCUACCAUGCUCUUAUUCUGAAAGUGAAGACAGAUUUAUGUGAGUAUGUGCUGAAAUAUUGCAUUCAUGUUUUAUCUAUUAAAGCCCUUAAUCAGUUUUUGUUAAAAAAAAUUAACCUGUAAAACCCUAGUUUUGGGUUAACCCUAUUCAGAGCAACAUUAACCAGAAGGCAAUUUUAGGUGGCUGCCUCAGCCCAGGGGUCAGACAGAGGUCCCUGAACCAUGAAUUUACCUGGUCCCAUUAACCACCCCAAUGGGAAGAUUGAAGAAGGGGCCCCAAACUGGUAACCUGUCUUGGACCCCCGGUGGAAAAAAAAUGCCCUAUUGAGCAAUAUGGAGAAGGUGUCCCCCGUCGCUUGCAUUACAGCUUAAAAUGAAAGAAGUUUUAUUCAGCUGAAUCCAGCACUGGGCAAAGCUCCCUGCACUGAUAUUCCACACCCCCUCCGACAUCACUGUGGCCAUGUGCUCAUCGGGAAUCCUGUGAUUGGUCGGCUUCUCCGGCUCAGCGCUCAAGCGCAUGUUCUUGGCGGUAAGGGGAGGGUUAAAAAAAAUAUAUAUACUGAGGGCAAUGGAAGAAGAUUUGUACGUCUGUUGUCAGUGUGCCGUGCGUAGUGACGACAGACACAGAAUUGACAUUGGCAGUGCCAACAAGCCCCCAGCACACAAUUACAAAUAUAUCAAACACUGCACAUCCAGAAUCAGACUACCAUGACCACUUCAAAACACUGUAAUGGUUCCCGUGGUUGGAGUAACCAUUUCAUUCUUUUCAUGGAAGGCACUAUGAUCACUCUAUGACCCCUAGACAUGGCAGGGUCUAUCCCAGGACUAUCAAACUUUCUACCGCAGAUUAGAUCACUUUAGUUCGUCUUAAUUUUCUUUAUCUCGGGCUGAUACAAUACUACUAUGAGAGUCACUGUAUUCACGGUCAUCUGAAUAGAAACCGCACUGAGCAGAAUGGUUUCCUGCUAUCUUCAAAUGGAUCUGAUUGCUGCUGAGAGGUUCAUUUGAAGAUAUCUUGAACCAAUUACAAUCAAAUUGCAACUGAACUACAACUACAUGGCAGCCGUGCUUUCCUGAAUUCACUUAAAAAGGGCGAUUGACGAGAAGCAGAUACCGGGUAUGUCUGGCUUGCAGCAACUAUAGUAUUGAUAACACGUGAGUGUUUAAUCUGAAUUCCUGUGCACUGUAAACAGUAUCCCACUAGCAGGGUUACUCCUCAGAAAAAGGGAGAAUUGAAGGUGAAUUCAAAAUGUAUUUCAAAUAUAAGGCGAAACUGGAAGCAUAGUUGAGUUAGAGAAUGUAUCCUGUUUGGUUAUUUCAACCUUAAAGUGGAACUAUGCAUAAACUGUAAAGACCCCAGACAGUGACAUUUCCGCUGGGGGUACGGUGGCCAGAGGGGGGCAGGGAAAGGUGAGCUCUCUUUACCUGAACCUGUCCCUCGUGGUGCCAGGAGCCAAUUCUGCAUGCGCAGAGGUCUACAGAGGAACUCACAAGGCCACGGGAUCCUCCAUAGAUAGAACCAAUUCCCUGCAGCCGUCACUGGUGACAUUUCUUGACGGUGGUAGCUCCGUCCAGUGUUUAGAAGCAGCAGACAUAGUUGUCCCUACAUUGGCUCAGUAUGUCUUUUAACCAAGAUAUGAGUAUUAUACGCAUAUUCUAUUGAGAUUUUAUAGAUUUAAAUUUGAAAUUCACUUUGAGUUCUCACCUUAGUGAAUAACCCCGAGAGUAUAAAAUUGUUCCAUUUAAACUUUGUAAACCGUGUUUUUCAUAAGAAUAAAUAAGAAAAUUGAUAUUUUGAUGUUGAGUUAGGAACCUUCAGUGGCUCACAUUUAUACUGCUAUGAAGUUUCUAUAAAGACUAUGGGUUCCAAGGGAGCAGCAACAUUAGAAGUAUAUCCUUUUGAUUUUACCAAGCAGUGUUAAUGGGUCACUCCAACCAACAAUCAGUGUAUUCGUCUUUACGCUGGUUUUUAAAUUGAUCAUCUCAACCAAUCCAAUGCAAACACCACAUUCCCCAUUAACUCAGCUCUAUAUAAUUUGCUAUCCGACUUCUCCUUCAAGCCUCAUGUUUAGUCUAUCGCGAAAUCCUGCCGCUUCCAUCUCAAAAACAUUGCAAGCAUCCGCCCCUACUUAACGCCAGAUGCGACUAAGGUGUUGGUCCAUUCCACUGUCCUUUCUCACCUUGACUACUGUAAUCCGCUUCUCAGUGGUCUUACGUGCUCCCAACUUGCGCCGUUACAGUCCAUAAUGAAUGCGGCGGCGAGGCUCAUCUUCCUGUCCGCCGGCACCUCCCAUGCCUCACCCAUCUGUCAGUCCCUACAUUGGCUUCCUAUAAAAUAUAGAGCUCAAUUUAAAAAUCUGGUUCUUGCUUUCAAAUGUCUAUAUAAUGCUGUUCCCACCUAUCUAUCUUCCCUUAUACACAAGUAUGUCCAGUCUAGGCCCUUACGAUCUGCUGAAGACGUACGUCUAUCUUCUGUCUGUACUCCCACCUCUGAUGCUAGCCUUCAAGAUUUCUCGAGGGCUGCACCGUUCCUGUGGAACUCACUCCCCUCCUCCGUUAGAUGCUCACCCAGUCUCCACUCCUUCAAAAAAUCAUUAAAAACCCACUUCUUCAUAAAAGCAUAUCAAUUAAACUGUUAAUAGCUCCCAACUGAUUCCUCUCUUGCAACUGUCAUUAGUCUAAUACUAUCCUUACCUUUUGUGUCAUUUUACCCCACUCCAUCUAGCAUUUAAACUCACUGAGCAGGGCCCUCAAUCCCUCUGUUACUGUGUCACUAUACCCCACUCCCUCUAACAUGUAAACUCACUGAGCAGGGUCCUUAAUCCCUCUGUUACUGUGUCACCAUACCCCACUCCCUCAACAUGUAAGCUCACUGAGCAGGGCCUCAAUCCCUCUGUUACUGUCACUAUAUCCCACUCCCUCUAACAUGUAAACUCACUGAGCAGGCCCUCAAUCCCUCUGUUACUGUGUCACUAUACCCCACUCCCUCUAACAUGUAAACUCACUGAGCAGGGCUCUCAAUCCCUCUGUUACUGUGUCACUAUACCCCACUCCCUCUAACAUGUAAACUCACUGAGCAGGGCCCUCAAUCCCUCUGUUACUGUGUCACUAUACCCCGCUCCCUCUAACAUGUAAACUCACUGAGCAGGACCCUCAAUCCCUCUGUUACUGUGUCACUAUACCCCACUCCCUCUAACAUGUAAACUCACUGAUCAGGUCCCUCAAUCCCUCUGUUACUGUGUCACUAUACCCCACUCCCUCUAACAUGUAAACUCACUGAGCAGGCCCUCAAUCCCUCUGUUACUGUGUCACUAUACCCCACUCCCUCUAACGUGUAAACUCACUGAGCAGGGCCUCCAUCCCUCUGUUACUGUGUCACUAUACCCCACUCCCUCUAACAUGUAAACUCACUGAGCAGGCCCUCGAUCCCUCUGUUACUGUGUCACUAUACCCCACUCCCUCUAACAUGUAAACUCACUGAGCAGGCCCUCAAUCCCUCUGUUACUGUGUCACUAUACCCCACUCCCUCUAACAUGUAAACUCACUGAGCAGGGCCCUCAAUACCUCUGUUACUGUGUGUCCAACUUGUCUGGUUACAACCACAUGUUUGUUCGUCCACCCAUUGUAAAGCUCUGUGGAAUUUAUUGGCGCUAUAUAAAUAAUAACAUAAUAAUAAUAAUAAUAAUAAUAAUAAUAAUAAUAGUAAUGUGUUUAUGUGGUUUGUUCUCCAAACUGGAAACUGGAAAUUGUUAUUUUUGGACAAAAUAUAAAAAAAAUUAAAUUUAAUUUUUACUUUUCAACAGUUCACAAUUUGAGGAAUAUUGUUUGUUUAGAAUCCACCCUGAAUUAGACAAUGAUACAUUUUGUUUUAUCACACAGCAUUUUCUGUUUUUGCAUUCUAUGACUGGAGGUUCAAUAAGAGCCACUUUAUCGGCAGGGCUUUGUCAGAGUGCUGGAUCCAUCUCACGUGGUCCCCAGAAACCGCUCCUGAGAACAAAAUGAGCAAUGAGUGUCUGCAGUACGGUGAAGCCCUGCUCUUCGGUGAAAGAGUCAGUUUGUGGGAGGAUCACAGGUCAACGCCUGCACUGACGAAAUACUCAUUUUACACACACACGCUGUUGAUGCUUUUUGUCAGCGGUGUUGCAGAAUGGCAGAACAGAUUUCGUUAGUUCUUUCCCAAUAGAUCACACUUAGCAAAUUGGGUUUCUUAUUUUAUGGGUAUCAGUGUAAAUAUACUCUAUUGCCAAAAAUGGCUUCCUCACACUGUUUUAAGAUUUAAAAUCAAAAUAGCCGAAAUUGAGUAAUUCUCAAAGUCGGCUGCAUUGGCCUUAGAUGUGAAAUUCUCACUUUCUAUAAUCCUAUUCAAGUAAGGACGCUAUGCUAGAUUUUACCUUAUAGCUCUAAUUAAGUUAAGGGGAACCAGUGACCUGACAUCCCUUCUCUCAAUCUGUUUUGUGUCGUUUUAGGAAGUUGGUUCACUGAGUGAAAUCUGUCUGCGAGUAGUACCCUAUCUGUCCCAAACUUUAACAUACCUCCCAACAUUUCAAAUGGACAAAAAAAAAGGACACCUCAACUUCAGGAGUUUGAUUGGGGUGUGUGGCCAGGGCGGGGCUGUUCUGAGACAUUUUAGGUGACUUACUAAUAACAAUUUUAUUGCUGUGGGGCUCUGUUAUACACUCAGACACAUUACUGGGAGUAUUAUUGCUGUGGAGCUCUGUUAUACACUCAGACACAUUACUGGGAAUAUUAUUGCUGUGGAGCUCUGUUAUACACUCAGACACAUUACUGGGAAUAUUAUUGCUGUGGAGCUCUGUUAUACACUCAGACACAUUACUGGGAGUAUUAUUGCUGUGGAGCUCUGUUAUACACCCAGACACAUUACUGGGAAUAUUAUUGCUGUGGAGCUCUGUUAUACACUCAGACACAUUACUGGGAGUAUUAUUGCUGUGGAGCUCUGUUAUACACACAGACAUUACUGGGAGUGUUAUUACUGUGGGGCUCUGUUAUACACUGAGACAUUACUGGGAGUAUUAUUGCUGUGGAGCUCUGUUAUACACUCAGACACAUUACUGUGGGGCUCUGUUAUACACUCAGGCACAUUACUGGGAGGUUUAUUACCAUGGAGCUCUGUUAUACACAUUACUGGGAGUAUUAUUGCUGUGGAGUUCUGUUAUACACCCAGACACAUUACUGGGAGUAUUAUGGCUGUGGAGCUCUGUUAUACACAUUACUGGGAGUAUUAUUGCUGUGGAGUUCUGUUAUACACUCAGACACAUUACUGGGAGUAUUAUUGCUGUGGAGCUCUGUUAUACACCCAGACACAUUACUGGGAGUAUUAUGGCUGUGGAGCUCUGUUAUACACAUUACUGGGAGUAUUAUUGCUGUGGAGUUCUGUUAUACACUCAGACACAUUACUGGGAGUAUUAUUGCUGUGGAGCUCUGUUAUACACUAAGACACAUUACUGGGAGUAUUAUUGCUGUGGAGUUCUGUUAUACACUCAGACACAUUACUGGGAGUAUUAUUGCCAUGGGGCUCUGUUAUACACUCAGACACACCAAUAAACUAGUGUUCCUAGAAAAGAGGGAAAUUAGGAUAGAAAAGGGGGACAGAUGGAUUUGGGCACAUAAUAGGGACUGUCCCUCCUAAAUACGGACACAAAAUAUUGAUAUAUUCUUUAGAGAUAUCAACUCAUUAGCAUUUUGCACCAGUUUUUGCCUUGAUAAAUGUAGUUCUAUAUGAAUUUUGAAGUGAAAAUGCUCAUAUACUGUUUGUUAAAGGACCACUAUAGGCACCCAGACCACUUCAACUUAAUGAUGUGGUCUGGGUGCCAGGUCCACCUUUCUGCUGUACACAUAGCAUUUUCAGAUAAACUGCUAUGUUCACUUUAGGGUUAAUCCAGCCUUUAGUGGCUGUCUCAUUGAUUUUCACAGUGAGAAGAUGCCAGCGUCCAUAGGAAAGCAUUGAGAUUGCAGCUCUUGCCGCGCAUGCGCAUUCAGACGAUGACGGGGAAAGGAGGAGGAGAGUAAGUGUUUAACCCCUUCCUCUCCAACCAGCCCGGCAGGAGUGGGACCCUGAGGGCACAACCUAAUCCCCGAGGCACACCUGUGAGUCCUGCAGGAACACGUGGGAACACCGUUCCCUCUGUUCCUGCAGGCACUCUGCUGCCCCCAAAUGACCUCCUCCUCCCCCCGUGUUCCUCCUGUCAUGGGGGGGGGAGCAAGAGGUGAUGGACCCCCCCCAGUUAGGCGCCUAUCUCCAUACAACAAGCGGCGAGGGAGAUGUGUGCUCUCUGCUUCCUCUCACUGCGCGCCGUUUGAUGAUGGCGGGAGACAGAAUAUGACGUCAUAUUCCAGCUCCCAGCUACAGCAUACAGCCCGCGCGGUGAGAGGAAGCAGAGAGCACACAGCUCCCUCGCCGCUUGUUGUAUGGAGAUAGGCACCCGACCCACUGGACCCCAGGGACAAGUCCACGCUAGCUCUCCAGGUAGGACAAUUUUUAAUAAAAAAAUAAUUUGUGAAUGUGUGUGUGUGUCUGUAAGUGUGUGUGUAUGUCUGUGAAUGUAUGUGUGUGUCUGUAAGUGUGUGUCUGAGUAUAUGUACGCGUAUAUAUAUAUAUAUAUAUAUAUAUAUAUAUAUAUUCACACAAGUGUAUAUAAUUUUUUUGGGGGGGUGGGAAUCUUGGGAGAGUUCCCCCACUUUAUUCCCCAGGACUUGACCCCUGCCGGCAGGGGAGAUCUCCGGAUCUCCCUGUCGGCUCAUGCAGAGCUGGCGCUAUCUGAGUUCCGGCUCUGCUCUAAGCCUCCAUGGGCCGGCGGGGAGAUCAAAGAUCUACCUCACCAGCCCACAGCAGCAUGGAGGGAGGCAGGAGAGGACCCGGGGAGCUCUAGACAGAAGCUCCACCAGGUUCCUCUCGCGAGAUCUGAGCGUUGCCGCGGCAGGCUAGAGUUCACUCUCCCUUGGACAUCAAGGAUCCUACUGGUGGAGCAAAGAACACUUUACACAAUUUCCCCAGAAAUUGUAGCUUUUCUAGUUUAUUUAUAUAGCACAUUUAAUUGCAACGUUGUUGCCCAAAGUGCCUCACAGUUAAUUAAACCAUACAUUUAUAAAAACAUUAGCAGGUGUUCAAAAGGCCCUGUCUAUGACAUCACUUGCUGCUGCAGCCUGACACAGGUCAGAGUAUUUUGGCAGUUGCCAUCUUCAAACGGUCGUAUUUUAAAAACUAUAACUCCUACAGUGAAGAGCUUUAUAUUGUGAGAAUCACAAGACCCAGACCUACAUUUUGAUGCAUAGUAUGUCUCUGAAGUAUUAAAAAUGAAGGCACAGUGGCAGUUUAGAAAUUGCACUUCAAAUUUGAGCUUUGUAGAGUGAAGUUUCAAUGAAUGUCAAUGGACAGCGUAAGUUGCAAACAAAUGGUCAUAUUGUGAAAACCAUCAGGACUACGGCUUAGCCGUUGACAUGUUUAGUGGCAGCAGGGAUAGCUGAACGUUUUGAUAUAAGAUUUGUGUAGGUGGUCCUGAAAAUAAGGGAGUGGUGGCAGUUUAGAAAUCAUGUCCUGAUUUUUCAGCUUUUGCCAGCUCCCCCUCUAGUUUUGAACAUUUUGCCAUUCAUUCCUAUGGGACCAAUUUCGCCACAAGAACGACGAUAUUCCGUGAACCAUUCGGCGAAACGUUCCACAAAGUAAUAACAAUCCAAUCGGGAACAAUCCGCAUGUUUCGGUAUAUUUCUGUCUAUGUAGUGUAAAAACUGUGGGAGGAGUUAGGGUGGUAAAUUUGGCUAUAAUAAUAAAUAAUAAUAAUAACUAGAAAAGCUACAAUUUCUGGGGAAAUUGUGUGAAGUGUUCUUGCCUGCACCAGUAGUCUGUAACUGGAGUGGGCGGAUUAACUGUUAUCAUUUAUAUAGCACAUUUAAUUGCAACGAUGUUGCACAGUUACAUUAAACCAUACAUUUAUAAAAACAUUAGCAGGUGUUCAAAAGGCCCUGUCUAUGACAUCACUUGCUGCUGCAGCAUUGACAGGUUAGAGUAUUUUGGUGGUUGCCAUCUUCAAACGGUCGUAUUUUAAAAACUAUAACUCCUACAGUGAAGAGCUUUAUAUUGUGGGAAUCACAAGACCCAGACCUACAUUUUGAUGCAUAGUAUGUCGCUGAAGUAUUAAAAAUGAAGGCACAGUCGCAGUUUAGAAAUUGCCCUUCAAGUUUGAGCUGGCUUGAGUGAAGUUUCAAUGAAUGUCAAUGGAAGGCGUGAGUUGCAAACAAAUGGUCAUAUUGUGAAAACUAUCAGGACUAUGGCUUAGCCGUUGACAUGUUUAGUGGCAGCAGGGAUAGCUGAACGUUUUGAUAUAAGAUUUGUGUAGGUGGGCCUGAAAAUAAGGGAGUGGUGGCAGUUUAGAAAUCAUGUCCCGAUUUUUCAGCUUUUGGCAGCUCCCACUCUAGCUUUGCCAUUCAUUCCUAUGGGACAAAUUGCGCCACAAAAACGACGAUAUUCCGUGAACCAUUCGGCGAAACGCUCCACAAAGUAAUAGCAAUCCGAUCGGGAACAAUCUGCACGUUUUGGUAAAUUUUGGUCUAUGUAGUGUAAAAACUGUGGGAGGAGUUAGGGUGGCAAAUUUUGCUAUAAUAAUAAGAAUAAGAAUAAUAAUAAUAAUAUAUAUGUGAGAUAACAUUAAGUGGUCUUGCUAUGCAAGAACACUUAAUAAUAAUAAUAAUAAUAAUAAUAUAUGUGAGAUAACAUUAAGUGGUCUUGCUAUGCAAGAACACUUAAUGAAAGGCACCCGAACAAGCAGUGGUUCUGCCACAGUCUGUCUGUGUGUGUCUGGUGUGUGUGUCUGGUAUGUGUCUGUCUGGUGUGUGUGUCUGGUAUGUGUCUGUCUGGUGUGUGUGUGUCUGUAUGUCGUGUCUGCCUGCCUGGUGUCUGUCUGUCUGGUGUGUCUGCCUGUCUGUCGUAUCUGUCUGUCUGGUGUGUGUCUGUCUGGUGCGUGUGUCUGUCUCUCUUUGUCUACAUGGGUAUGUUUGUAUGUGUAUCUGAAUGUUUGCCAUUAUGUGUGUCUGUGUAUCUACAUGUGUGUCUAUAUGUGUAUCUGUUUGUCUGCAUAUGUGUCUGUAUGUGUAUUUUUUUUUGCACGUGUGUCUGUAUGUGUAUCUUUUUGUCUGCAUGUGUAUCUGCAAGUGUGUCAGUGUGUUCCCCUAUGUAUCUGCAUGUGUGUCACUGUUUAUGUUUGUUUGUCCACCCACUGUAAAGCGCUCAGGAAUUUGUUGGCGCUAUAUAAAUAAUAUCAUAAUAAUAAUAAUAAUAAUAAUAAUAUCUGUAUGAGUGCCAUUCUAUGUAUGUCCAUCUGCAUGUGUGUCUACAUGUUUGUCUGUCUGUAUGUGUGUCUGUGCAUCUGUAUGUGUGUCAGUGUUUGUAUCUGUAGUAGUGUCAUUCUGUGUAUCUGAAUGUGUGUCAUUCUGUGUAUCUGUGUAUGUAUCUGUAUGUGUUAUACAAAUCAGGGGGGAGAUGCAUGUGGGGCCCCAGUGCACUUUUUGCACCGGGGCCCUGUGGUUUCUAGUUACGCCUCUGGAUCAUGCCAUUGUACAGAACACUGGUGAGACCUCACUUGGAGUAUUGUACGCAAUACUGGAGACCAUAUCUUCAGAAGGAUAUUGAUACCUUAGAGAGAGUUCAGAGAAGGACUACUAAACUGGUUCAUGGAUUGCGAGAUAAAACUUACCAGGAAAGGUUAAAGGAUCUUAACAUGUAUAGCUUGGAGGAAAGACGAGACAGGGGGGAUAUGAUAGAAACAUUUAAAUAUAUAAAGGGAAUCAACACAGUAAAGGAGGAGACUAUAUUUAAAAGAAGAAAAACUACCACAACAAGAGGACAUAGUCUUAAAUUAGAGGGACAAAGGUUUAAAAAUAAUAUCAGGAAGUAUUACUUUACUGAGAGGGUAGUGGAUGCAUGGAAUAGCCUUCCAGCUGAAGUGGUAGAGGUUAACACAGUAAAGGAGUUUAAGCAUGCGUGGGAUGGGCAUAAGGCUAUCCUAACUAUAAGAUAAGGCCAGGUACUAAUGAAAGUAUUUAGAAAAUUGGGCAGACUAGAUGGGCCGAAUGGUUCUUAUCUGCCAUCACAUUCUAUGUUUCUAUGUUUUUUAGACCAGCCUCCAUUCGCCUGUGUGCAUUUCUCAUUCAUUUUUUUUUUUAAGUGAAUGAGCGACAAUGCUGCAUGUUAAAGGGAAACGAUAGUGCCAGGAAUACAAAGUUGUUUUCCUAGCACUAUAACUCCCAAUAGUGCCCCCCUCCAUCUCAAUAAACUGCAGUAAUUACCAUUGCGGGGUUAAGGGACCUGGGACAUUGCUCUCAGACUACGUCAAUGAGAUGAAGUGUCCUGGGUGCCUAUAAUGUCCCUUUAAAGGCUGAACGUGAUGGACAAGUCUCUUUUUAGCUAGCUUCGUAACUAUGUGUGAGCAUCGGAUUGCCACAUCAAUGGUUGAUUUAAGUAAAAAUCUUUAGAAAUACACCAUUUACUAGUGCUAUAUCUUGACUGAUGCAGCCCCGAAGCAUGCGUGAAAUCUCGGCAGUAUCCCAUUGAUUUCUUAGGACAAAUGAGUGAGCAAAGGAUUCUGGGAUUUUGCAGCCACCAGGUUUGUGUUUAAAAUCCCCGAUUUAUUAUUGGUAAUAAAAGUGGAGCAACAAGGGUUGUUAUUUAACCAAAUACAAUGGGAUAACGUAUAUUAAGAAUAGGAAAAUGUAAUAGGAUUCAAAAUUGUCCUAUAGCAUUAUUUUCUCUAUAAAGUAGUAUUUUAGUUACCUCUAGAUAUACAUUGUAUUUACCAACCAGGGUUCACUAAACUGAGAAUUUAAAGUGAAUUCGAAGUGAGUUGCAGAAUUUAAGUUCCAAAUAGUUAAACUGGAAACAUUCUCUUCAGUUGUGCUUUUAUUGUGGCUACUGUGGCCUUCAAUCAGAAAUUCUUACCUUAGUACAUGGUCCUGUGUAUUGAUUGCUGUGUAUGUUAUGCAGGGCCAGUGGCCGAUCCAGGGGGGAGGGGGCAAGGGGCAAUUGCCCCCCCCAGAGAUUCUCCUCUGCCGGGUAAUGCAAGGCUGGCACCGUCCAAGUGCCGGCUGUGCAAUGUGCCUGUGGACCGGAGGGGAGAUCAGAGAUCUCCCUCCCCAGUCCACAGGCACCGUGCUGGCAGCACGGUGUGAGGAACAUAUGGGCUGUACUGGGAGUGUGUGUGAGGAACAUAGGGGCUGUACUGAGAGUGUAUGUGAGGAACAUAGGGGCUGUAUUGAGAGUGCGUGUGAGGAACAUAGGGGCUGUAUUGAGAGUGCGUGUGAGGAACAUAGGGGCUGUAUUGAGAGUGUGUGAGGAACAUAGGCUGCACUGAGAGUGUGUGUGAGGAACAUAGGGGCUGUACUGAGAGUGUGUGUGAGGAACAUAGGGGCUGUACUGAAAGUGUGUGUGUGAGGAACAUAGGGGCUGUACUGAAAGUGUGUGUGUGAGGAACAUAGGGACUGUACUGAAAAUGUGUGUGUGAGGAACAUAGGGGCUGUACUGAGAGUGUGUGAGGAACAUAGGGACUGUACUGAGAGUGUGUGGCAGGAACAUAGGCGCUGUACUGAGAGUGUGUGUGUGAGGAACAUAGGGGCUGCACUGAGAGUGUGUGUGUGUGUGUGUGAGGAACAUAGGGGCUGCACUGAGUGUGUGUGUGUGUGGGGAACAUAGGGGCUGUACUGAGAGUGUGUGUGUGAGGAACAUAGGGGCUGUACUGAGAGUGUGUGUGUGUGAGGAACAUAGGGGCUGUACUGAGAGUGUGUGUGUGAGGAACAUAGGGGCUGUACUGAGAGUGUGUGUGUGAGGAACAUAGGGGCUGUACUGAGAGUGUGUGUGAGGAACUUAGGGGCUGUACUGAGAGUGUGUGUGAGGAACAUAGGGGCUGUACUGAGAGUGUGUGUGAGGAACAUAGGGGCUGCACUGAGAGUGUGUGUGAGGAACAUAGGGGCUGUAGUGUGUAUGGAAAGAAGAGGGGCUGUAUUUACCUGUGAAUGUAUCAAUCUGUCUGGAAUUUACCUGUGAAUGUAUCUGUGAAGGAAUAACCCCAUAAUUUUCGGCUCCUUUCGCAGAAACGGAUUUAUGUUAAUUUUGUACGUUAUUUGGUUCUGUUUCCGAACAAAGACAACCCCAUUAGAAUGUGGAACGUUGAGUAUCUUGUACGAAAACCGCAACGGAACUAAUUAAUAGAAUGCCCCACUGGGUGGCUGCAAUUUAGUGCAAGCGAAAGCACGUGCUCAGGACAAUGGAUGGUGGCCAUCUUGUCUCCCAAAUGCAGGCAGCGGGACUUGGUCAUCGAGUGCCUGGAACUCAUUUCGGCCAGGCACUCCUGCAAACACCGGUCACCAGCUGAGUUUGAGGAUUUCCCAUUUUGUGCUAAAAUUUUCUGUAGUUGGUUCCAGUUUAGUGAAUUUUUUGUCUGUUUAAUACAAUGAAUAAGGAGAAUAUUUGAUAGAGUCCUAACCUCAACAUUUGAGGAAAGGGAUUUAGGGGUGAUUAUUUCUGAUGAAUUAAAGGUAGGCAGACAAUGUAAUAGAGCAGCAGGAAAUGCUAGCAGAAUGCUUGGUUGUAUAGGGAGAGGUAUUAGCAGUAGAAAGAGGGAAGUGCUCAUGCCAUUGUACAGAACACUGGUGAGACCUCACUUGGAGUAUUGUACACAGUACUGGAGACCGUAUCUUCAGAAGGAUAUUGAUACCUUAGAGAGGGUUCAGAGAAGGGCUACUAAACUGGUUCAUGGAUUGCGGGAUAAAACUUACCAGGAAAGGUUAAAGGAUCUUAACAUGUAUAGUGUAGCGGAUCGGCAGUAUUAAAUCCACGAAUUCCACUGGUUCAGGAAGUAAUCCACAGUCAAGUGCUGAAAAGCAAGGCAAUAUCCCAAGGUCUUUAUUUGCAUCUCCACAAUUUAUACAAUUCCCCAUGCAAGGGGUUUCCUGAGUUCCAUCCCAGGGGCAUUCCCAGAGUGGACUACAUGGGGAACUUACAUUACAGAGCCUUUCUCCCAUCAGGCACUGCUGCACGAGAGGGAUCCUCCCACUAGAAUAUACCGUUAAGUGGAUUUUCCCUCCGUGCAGCAGAACCGGCAAUUUAUAUUAAAAUACACAACUUUUCGAAUAUUCAGUCUAUUUGCACGAAUGGACGUUCGGUAGAUAGCUGGGGUCUGAGCGUGUCAUUCGUGAGAUUACCGCUCAGAUCCCAGCUAAAACAACCGAACGCCGCAUGAAAAACACAUUCAUUAAAAUAUAUAUUCAAAAGACCGAUUGAAGUCUAGGGAACAUAAUACCGAACGGCCCGGAACUCCCGAACGGCCUGGAAGCUCAGCGGUGUUCACGCCGUCGAGUAGCCGUUUUUAGUACCAUGCGCUCGACGACCAAACACCGCUGAGGGAACAAAGGAUCCAAGAUGGCCGACCGCCGCAUGGUCGGUAGUCGAACGGCGGCCACCUAGGAGAGCCUCUAAUUACCGAUUGCAACAUUGUUGCAAUCGGUUAACAAGCGCCACGCGUCUCUAAGUGUGUGGGCUAUACAUGGUGGUUAUUUCGGUUCACGAACGGCCCGCAAAGGUGCCAUUCGUGAAACGAAAUAAAAUACAGCUAUCUGCAUUCGGCAGAUAGCCAAUACAGGAAACACACGGUAUUACAGCCAGCAUACAUUAUACUUAGUUAAAUGCAUAUCCCCACAGACAUACAGGCAACCCUUAAAGGCACAGUCUCUUUAUAUUGUCCAAGUGGCUAGGUUUGCCACAUAUAGCUUGUAGGAAAGACGAAACAGAGGGGAUAUGAUAGAAACAUUUAAAUACAUAAAGGGAAUCAACACAGUAAAGGAGGAGACUAUAUUUAAAAGAAGAAAAACUACCACAACAAGAGGACAUAGUCUUAAAUUAGAGGGGCAAAAGGUUUAAAAAUAAUAUCAGGAAGUAUUACUUUACUGAGAGGGUAGUGGAUGCAUGGAAUAGCCUUCAGCUGAAGUGGUAGAGGUUAACACAGUAAAGGAGUUUAAGCAUGCGUGGGAUAGGCAUAAGGCUAUCCUAACUAUAAGAUAAGGCUAGGGACUAAUGAAAGUAUUUAGAAAAUUGGGCAGACUAGAUGGGCCGAAUGGUUCUUAUCUGCCGUCACAUUCUAUGUUUCUAUGUUUCUAGAAGAAAGCUUUACAACAUGGAAGUACUAGACUGUGUACCUUUAACCCCUUAAGGACCAAACUUCUGGAAUAAAAGGGAAUCAUGACAUGUCACACGUCAUGUGUCCUUAAGGGGUUAAUCUGUAGCCUGUAAACCCCCCCCCCCCUCCGACUUGUUUUAGAACCCGCUAGCUGAUGAAUCUGGAGUUAGAAACUUUGUGAAUUGCUAUUUAUGUUCCAUCAGCCACUCGUUUCCCAAGAAUAGGAUGAGGACUGACAGUGUUUACUGCCCGUUGCGUACAGAACAGGGGGAUCUUUAGAGAUUACUUGCAGGGUUAAAUAUAGAGAGAAUUGUUGAAAAUUCCAAGCGUGUUUCAAUUUAAGGCCAAACUACCUGAACCGGAACAGCUGAAUUGGAUAAUUAUUCCACUUUGAAUACUUUUGCCUUUAAUUUUAAAUUCACUUUUAGUUAAUGGCAAUUCUCACUUAAGUAAAUAACUAUUCAUUCAGAAUGUAUAUUGGUUAAAGAACUGCAGGGUGUAUGUGAAACAUUAAUAUAUCUGUGUAUACUUAGUGUGCCAUGAGGUAUAAGCUACAUACACUAUUGUGGUAUACACGGGAGGAUGUCCUAAAAUAUUAAUAUAUCUGUGUAUACUUAGUGUGCCAUGAGGUAUAAGCUACGUACACUAUUGUGGUAUACACGGCAGGAUGUCCUAAAAUAUUAAUAUAUCUGUGUAUAUUUAGUGUGCCAUGAGGUAUAAGCUACAUACACUAUUGUGGUAUACACGGCAGGUUGUCCUAAAAUAUUAAUAUAUCUGUGUAUAUUUAGUGUGCCUUGAGGUAUAAGCUACGUACACUAUUGUGGUAUACACGGCAGGAUGUCCUAAAAUAUUAAUAUAUCUGUGUAUACUUAGUGUGCCAUGAGGUAUAAGCUACGUACACUAUUGUGGUAUACACAUCAGGAUGUCUGUGGGUGGCUUGAGAUGAAUAAACAGGACACAGAGAUACAUCUGGAUACCCCCUGCCCCCUCCCCUCCUCCCCCCGAACUGACAAUGCCACCAUUAACCCUUUUAAUAAGCAUUUUGCAAGGUAGGUAGGUAUACUGACAGAGUUAUUCACCACAGUGUGAAUUGUAGGGACUUUAAUUUAAAUUCCAACAGGGUUAGUCACUAAACAAUACAUAUAAGGAAUCAAAUCUAAUUUGUAAACCUAAGGCUAAACUACCUGAUUUGUCCAAAAUCUCCAACUCCGCUCUAAUCACAGCUCGGCUUUUUUAGUCUUCAUUUUGCUGUUCGACUUUAAAUUGCUAGUAUUCGGGGUUUCUUGAAUAACGCUGUAAAUUUUAGACUAAAAUAGCCAAAUUAAUUAAAAGGGCUAACAUGGACUUUUUUUUUUUCACUUCACCAGUUUUGAUUUCUCAACAAUUGACACUUUUGUGAAUAUACCCAUGUACGGCGCUACAUAAAUAAAUAAUAAUAAUGUACGGCUCCCAUCAUUGACCCAUUGCUUGCCUCCUGCUCUGUCUUGAAAGACGAUUUACUAAACCAUAAAUUGAAGAGAAUUGGCAAAGGAAACAAAAUGAACGAUUUAAAUUUUUUUUUUCCAAAUCAGCUAUUUUUCCAGUUUAGCUAUUUUGGCAUAAAAUUCCCUGGUAGGUUCACACAAUUCCAGAAUUAGUGUAUAACCCCAUGUGUAUGUAAUGUAUUGAUGAUCAUAAACCGUCAGAAUAAUGAGUGUAUUUACGGAGAUUUAGUAUUGUGGAUAUGAUCCGGAUAUACUUUAUAUAACAUUAUCUAUGGCAGUUUGCCAUUCCAAGACGUCGCAAUAUUUCAGAUAUUUAAAUUAUUAUUCUUCAGCUUAUAACGGAGUUUCUAAGAGUCACAGCACCCUGAUCCUAUUUAAUUCCUAUACUUAGUAACGUCUCUCUCUGAGGUAUGCAUGGAUUUUUUGGAAGGGGCAGUUUAAGGAGAUGCUGAGGCAUUGGGGACAUCUGUGUUUGGCAGUGACAGACGGUGACACAAGUGUUGGCGGCAGUGGUAACUUGCCAGCUCUGCAGAUCUGAACUUUGCGUCCUUACAAGGAGAGGGGACCAGGUGAUAGGAGGUGGAGUUAGGAGAUACUUAAAUGUUUGACUUGAUGGGUAAGAUUCUAAAAUUUCCUCCUGCGACCCAUACUCUAACUGGUUUCUAUGUUGUGGUACAGCUCAAAAAAGUCAUAAACAAGCAUAGAUUGUAAGCUCUUCGGGUUAAGGAUUCUAUUCUAAUGGAAUGUCCAUUAUUAUUAUUUUAUAACAUUCUUGUUAUCAUUUUAUUAAUCUGUUAGGGUUUUUUUUCAGUGGAAGUACAAUUAUUUCUUAAACAGAAGUCAAUAAAUGGUUCAAAGAUAAAAUUAAAAUCAAUAAAAAAAACAAAAACCUUAUUUUGGUGGUAGGGCUGUUUCUAUUUAUCUCUAAGUAACAUACAUAAAUGAUCUCACAUAAUUAAAAUGCACUGAAUGCAGCGAUUUAUCUGAGUCUGUUGAAUGUGUCACAGCCAAUAAUAAGGCCUUGAUUAAACGUGAAAAAGAAGCUGCCUUUCUGGGGAGAAUUACCCCAGGAACGGUAAAAAUAUAUCAUAUAUGUUUUUUACAGUGCUUAGAACACAGUUUGGUGUAUUUGCCCUUUUGGGAGAGGCUGGAGAAGGGGGGGGGGGGGUUCCUUUUCAGGAUUACUUUAUGUCACACACAGAGGGAUGGCCAUUUAUCAUGGACCAGUGAUGACUCAUGGGGCAUGUUAUAAAAGCCAAUGCCAUCAAACAUCACACGUCAACUUUCCUUCUAGGCAGGACAGGGUUAAGAGGGUAUUGCCGUUCUUUUCCCAAACAGAUGGUAAUGUUUAAAAAAGAAUAAGGCACUAAUACAUCACUUUUGUUCAGAGCAGCUGUCCCAAUCGACUGGGCUGGAGCAGAAUAACUAAGUAGCUUCAGUCUCUCCUCUCAAGGAAUUUCUGGGAUAUUUUGAAAAUCCCCUUCUGUUUCUCUCCCCCCACCCCAUCAGAAGAGAAAUGCUCUGGGUGUUACAAACUAAAUGAAAGAAAGCAGGUCUUUGGGAACAUUUAAAAUGUUUGGUGAUGGAUAGGUCCCCAUCUAAAGAAUUGCUCUUAUAUCUAAUAAGGUGGCCUGCUUUACCAUGUAGCCUGUUCCGAAACAACAAGUUGCCGUUGCCUUGAGAAGUAAUUUGCAAAAUGAACUUAAAAGAACAGAUGCGAUUUUUAUUUCUUCAAAUCUGUUACUUUGUUCAGUUUGGUAAAUUGGUUCCCAUGUUAAUACCAAGUGUUCGGUUAUCCCCCCCUCCCUAAGUAUGUAAACAUGCCGCGAUAGGAGGUUAUUAUAAAGUGAGCGAUCUUAGUAACUGGCGACAAUGACAUCGCUCUGUAAUCGUCACAUUCGCCACGUUAUCCUGGACACAUAUUGAACACGUUGAACUCCUUUACUUCAUUCAGCUGCUAAAGUGCUUUAGGGGUGGGUUAACCGCAUGAUACUGACGUUGUCUUAUUGUACAAAAGUGCUGAUUUCAAGAGAAAUAAACCCUCUCGGUGAUACCUCGUGAUCAUCAACCAAAGCAGACAGCUUCGCUCAAAGUGGAAGUAAGGGCUUCUAAUAGCGAUGCAUUGUUUCAGAGUUUCUCUAUGAGCAGAUCACGCCUGUUGGAACGUAUUCAGAUCAUUUUUUACAGAAGCCCAGAGAGGCAACUUAUUUUUCAGUUAGAUAAAAUAUACGCCUAUCUGAGCUUCCGUAUAUUCUUUGUAUUUUCCAGCAUGCAUUUGUUGUAUAAAUACACACAAUUUGUGUUUACCUGAUCUGUAGCCAGGAGAUUAAGUCAGGAUUGAGUCAGUUCUAGUAACUCACUUUAUGUAGCAAGUUUCACUAGUAACUGACUUUCCUGGUGAUUCUAACUUAUACUGACAUUGACUAUCAGUCAUCCGUAAUGUCUAAACCUCAUUAAUCAUAUUAUAACCACUGCCGCGUUAGUUUAAUUAACUAGCAGAACGCUUAGUGUGACAGAAAUAACUGACAUCAUAUUGUAAAGCGCUACGGCAUCUGUAUAUAAAUGGCAAUGAUAAUAAUAAUAAUAAUAAUAAUAAUAAUAAUAAUAAUAAUAAUAGUGAGUGUGAGCAUAGUUUUUGCCACAUUCAAUGUGUUUGUCCUGACACGCAUCACCCGCACAGACUGACAGACAGAACAAGAAAUGUGUUCGCUUGCAGAAUGUAGAAGCGAUUCAAACGAUAUCAAGGAAUAUUGCAGUAUGUUAAUGCUACAUACUGCUGGGAAGCACUUUUCAUGUGCUGCGAGUAACCCUGGAGAAUAUUUCCAAACCAGUUAUUUUAGCCCCUGUUUUGCAAAUCGUUAAAUUGCUAAAAUUUAUAGUGUAGUGAAUAAUCUUGUUAUUGUGACUCUUAAUGUUGUAAGUGGCAUUUUGAAUAAAUAUGUUAUGGCAAGUGCAGUCGCUAUGGAAUCUGAUGGCACUAUAUAAAUAAUAAAAUAAUAAUAGGGUUUCUGGGUGCAGUGUCAGUGUGGUAUUAUAGUGUCUGUGGGUGCAGUGUCAGUGUGGUAUUAUAGUGUGUGUGUGUAGUGUCAGUGUGGUAUUAUAGUGUGGGUGUGCAGUGUCAGUGUGGUAUUAUAGUGUUUCUGGGUGCAGUGUCAGUGUGGUAUUACAGUGUUUCUGGGUGCAGUGUCAGUGUGGUAUUAUAGUGUGUGUGUGUAGUGUCAGUGUGGUAUUAUAGUGUUUCUGGGUGCAGUGUUAGUGUGGUAUUAUAGUGAUUGUGAGUGCAGUGUCAGUGUGGUAUUAUAGUGUUUCUGGGUGCAGUGUCAGUGUGGUAUUAUAGUGAUUGUGGGUGCAGUGUCAGUGUGGUAUUAUAGUGUUUCUGGGUGCAGUGUCAGUGUGGCAUUAGAGUGUCUGUGGGUGCAGUGUCAGUGUGGUAUUAUAGUGUGUGUGUAGUGUCAGUGUGGUAUUAUAGUGUUUCUGGGUGCAGUGUCAGUGUGGUAUUAUAGUGAUUGUGUGUGCAGUGUCAGUGUGGUAUUAUAGUGUUUCUGGGUGCAGUGUCAGUGUGGCAUUAGAGUGUCUGUGGGUGCAGUGUCAGUGUGGUAUUAUAGUGUCUGUGGGUGCAGUGUCAGUGUGGUAUUAUAGUGUUUGUGGGUGCAGUGUCAGUGUGGUAUUAUAGUGUUUCUGGGUGCAAUGUCAGUGUGGUAUUACAGUGUUUCUGUGUGCAGUGUCAGUGUGGUAUUAUAGUGUUUUUGUGUGCAGUGUCAGUGUGGUAUUAUAGUGUUUCUGGGUGCAGUGUCAGUGUGGUAUUAUAGUGUUUGUGUGUGCUUUGUCAGUGUGGCAUAGUUUUUGUGUGUGCAGUGUCAGUGUGGUAUUAUGGUACCAUUUAGUUACAGUUUGACUUCUUGCCUGGGUUCACUGUGCACCUCAGAAUAUCAGAUAAGAACUCAAACCAUUAGUAAAAGGGCAGCGUUCCUUUAAUUCAACAUUUCAUAGCAUUUCCCUGACUAUACUGUCAGCCAAAACCCCCUAAUCAGUUCUAAGUCUCCAGGGAUUAGUCCAGGCGCAGCCAAAGAUGUGCUGAUGGUUGCCUACCCUGGCUCAGACACGUAAUUCUAGUAAAGUGCCAAAUUAAACUAAACGUAUAAUCGUCAGUAGUCAAGCUCAGACUAGAAGUGAGCGUCAGAAGGGUUUUCAAAUCUGCCGUUUUAGUCUAAAUUACACAAUUAAUUUUUUGAAAUUUACUACAAUCUGAUGUUUAGGGAAUAAAUCCGUAAGUAUCUCUAUGACCAUUCCAUUUAGUAAACAUUCCGUUUAUUUUUAUAACAAUGUCCUCUGAGUUUUAUAACACUAGCCUGGUUUUGAAGACCCCUUUAAUCUGCUCAUUCUGAUAUGGUGCAGAUACAACAUUUCACCACUUGGUGGAGCUCUUUGUUAAUCCGUUCUCUUCUUCCUUCGGUGCCUCAGUAGGUAGGUACCACAUGUCUGGCAUGGCAGGGGUUAAUGAUGGGUUGGGGGGGGUGGGGGGGAAGUAAGCAAGAUUCUGUCAUAGUAAGUUUAACAACAUACCAAUAGAGUUGUGGUGGGGAUAAAAACCCCUUCCACCUUAAAGGGAAUGAAUACAUAAUUAAACACAAAUCUGCACAUACCAGUCAUAAGGCUUCACUUUAACAGUGCUCUCACUACUGCAAGGGAUUCUGGGUAGGAGUUCAAGAAGCGCGUGCUGGAUCCAGUAUACGUCACAUACUGGUGGGUCGCCGCAGGGGAGCCUCACUCCAUCGGCUGACUGUCAGCCAGAAGGACAGAAUUCACUGUGUCUUCGAACACUAAUGCUGACAGCCUCAGACCAACAGCAGUUCAGGACUUUCAGAGCCAGCUUUGUACUCUCCCUUUCUUUCUAAUCCACUGGAAUAAAAUAUCCUAGAGACUGCGAGCCCGUCCUAGAGACUGCGAGCCCGUCCUAGAGACUGCGAGCUGGUCUUAUACACCGUGAGUUCGUCCUACAGAAUGUAAGUUCCUCCUAUAGACUGCGAGCCCGUCCUAGAGACUGCGAGCUGGUCUUAUACACCGUGAGUUCGUCCUACAGAAUGUAAGUUCCUCCUAUAGACUGUGAGCUGGUCCUAUAGAGCUCCUUCUAUAGACUGUAAGCUGGUCCUAUAGACUGAUCUCCUCCUAUACACUGUGAGCUCCUCCUAUACACUGUAAGCUCCUCCUAUACACUGUGAGUUUGUCCUAUAGACUGUAAGCUCCUCCUAUAGACUGUAAGCUUGUCCUAUAGACUGUAAGCUUGUCCUAUAGAGCUCCUUCUAUAGACUGUGAGCUGGUCCUACAUACUGUAAGACCCUCCUAUAGACUGUAAUCUAGUCCUAUAGACUGUGAGCUCAUCCUAUAGACUGUAAGCUCCUCCCAUAGACUGUAAACUGGUCCUAUAGACUGUAAGCUACUCAUAUAGACUGUAAGCUCCUCCUAUAGAAUGUAAGCUGGUUUGAGCAGGGUCCUCUUCAACCUAUCGUUCCUGUAAGUUUUCUUGUAAUUAUCCUAUUUAUAGUUAAAUCCCCCCUUUCAUGAUAUUGUAAAGCGCUACGGAAUAUGAUGGCGCUAUAUAAAUGGCGAUAAUAAUAAUAAUAAUAAUAAUAAUAAUAAUAAUAAUAAUAAUAAUAAUAAUAAUAAUAAUCUACAGGACUGGACUUUUAGCAGAUUCAGUGGGAACCAUCACUCCUACUAUAGGGACGUAUUGGAUCUCCAAAACAGACUGAAUUGCUUUGUUAUCAAGUAUUGUCACAUUUACUUUAUAUGUCACAUUGCGUAUUUGUAUAUACAGCAUAGAUUUUAUACUUUCUAUUUUCAUUGCACUUUUUAAAUUGUGUUAAAACAAAGUUAUUUCAGUUAGCGCUUCAGAAAAGCUGUUGUCUUUAUGAAGCUGCAUUAGACUAGCAAUAUUACGAGCUAAUGCCAUGCGGUAAAUUAGAAUUGAUUUAACCUAAACAGCGUUUUUGCAUUCCAUACGUUGAUACUAAUGUGUACGAUUAUUUGUAUUGCCUCUCGGCAAUUUCAUUUAUAUAUUAUUUUUGGGAUAAUUAUUCGCUUGGAUGAAUCGCAGAUCUGAUUUCCUUCCAGGGAAUCACAGGCAGCAUUAAAAAAGCCUUAUGUUUUAUUAGCAUUUGGGCUUAAAAUAGGGACUGCCCCUCCUAAAAUAGGGACACUUGGGAGAUAUGAAUCACCUGAAAGGUACAGGUCGUGGAUGGUGAACAAUCGGAGCCUAUGGAAUGUCAAUCACACAGGGUUCGGUACUAAAACAGUAAAGAAUUGUCAGAAAAUGAGUGUCAAUUUCACAUGGAAAUAGAAAGAAGCCACACUGGAGUUACACAUAGAUAUAUACAUUUAGGUUUUUUAAUUCAACUAUUUUGGCCUACAUUUUCUAAUUGAUUUGGAAUUCUUGCUGUAGUGAAUAGGUCUGACAUGGAGAUGAUGUGUGAUAAGAACCCCAGAAGAUAACGAUAAUUAGAUAUAAAUGAAUCAGGGCCGAUGACCUUAGGGCGUAUCUCAAGCAGAAAUCACAGCUGGACGAUCAUGUCCUAAGGAUCCAUCUACUCUGGGACAGACAGACACAUUGCUUGGAAAUCAAAGCAUAUUUUAGAAUAUGAAAAUAACAGUAAUAUCGCCUCUAGGGAAACCCUUACAUAACUCUUUAUGGUUGAUUAUUACAGCAAACAAUAUUUAUUUAUAAAAUAUUUUACCAGGAAAGAUACAUUGAGAUUUCUUUCGUUUUCAAGUAUGUCCUGGGUUCACAAACAUUGCAUUGUUACAUUAGGGUACAACAUUACAAAAAUACAAUUUACAAACUAUAGAUAUAUAUAUAGAUAUAGAUAUAUAUACACACACACACACACACACACACACACACACACACACACGAUCGGUGCAUUCUGGGCUGAGGUAUAUGGCCAUAGAUCUCUUAAAAGAUAUUAGAUUGAAUGAAGAUUUGACUGUGUCCCUGAGGUUAUUCCAUAAUUAUAGUGCGCUGUAGGAAAAGGAUAAUCGAGACACUUUAUUUUUGUAUUGCGGUAUGCUAAAUAUCGGGCUAGUACUGGAUUGGAGGUUAUAGGAGGUGGGAACAGCCAAGGAGAGCAUUGUACUCAGGUAGGGCGGGAGCUUCCCAGAAAUGCUCUUAUGCACAAGGCUGGAAAGAUGAAGGGUGCGUCGGGAUUCCAGCGACAGCCAAUAUAUUUUGUCAUUAUCUAUACAACACACAUAUAGGAAUUUAUCAAAGGGUCUUCAAGGCAUUUAAAUAUUUAAUAAUCCUGUGCCCUGAGCCAGCCUCUUCCUCUAGCAUAGAAGCAGCUAUCUUAAAUUAGCCUCCCCCCCUCCCCCCCCAGUAUGUAAAAUAAGAGACUGCCCUGUCUAUCUGUUGUAUAUCAGCUUUAUAUAGCGCUUCUGUUAGGAAAAAAACUGCUCUGAAAUGUGUUGUGUCAGCUUGUUAGUUAGGGUAGACGAUGAAUGUUUUAUAAACAAUGUAUGAUAUGGCAUAUUAAUAAUAAUAAAUCUAUUAUUCAAUUCAGAAUUUAGAAAACCCUAAAUUUACCAGUACAAACAUCUAAAUGUGUCCCUAUUUAGAAAGGAAAGUCACAAUUCUGUCUAUUAUAUCAUAAUGUCCCUCUUUUCUAGGAGCUCCAUAUUGUUGGUGUGUCUGAGUGUAUAACAGAGCUCCACAGCAAUAAUACUCCCAGUAAUGUGUCUGAGUGUAUAACAAUUGUGGCAAACCCUGCCACUAAAAUACUAACUAUUCUGUGCGAAUGAACAUUGGAAUUAUUACAAGCGAAUGGCUAAUCCACGAACGGACUAUAAUGCUAUUCAUGCGGUUCUGUAUGCGAAUGCCCUGAAACUACCGAACGAGAGACCACCCCGGGUUGGUCGUGUGUCUCCUAUUAACCAAAGAUACAAUGUUGCGAAGUGUAUUAAGUGCAAGUGUGUGUGGCUGCCAUUUCGCCUACCUAACACGUGGUGGCGGCCAUCUUACGCACGAACAGCAGUACUUGGUCGAACACCUGGAACUCAAAAUGUGUCUGAGUGUAUAACAGAGCUCCACAGUAAUAAUACUCCCAGUAAUGUGUCUGAGUGUAUAACAGAGCUCCACAUCAAUAAUACUCCCAGUAAUGUGUCUGAGUGUAUAACAGAGCUCCACAUCAAUAAUACUCCCAGUAAUGUGUCUGUGUGUAUAACAGAGCUCCACAGUAAUACUGCCAAUGUGUCUGGUUUAAAGCGCCAAUAGAGGGACCCUGUGAGGGUGGGGGCCUACAGAUGCUAUAGUGUCAGGAAAACGAGUUUGUUUUCCUGACACUAUAGUGAUCCUUUAAUAUUUUUCCAAUGCGCCCCAAGUCAAAACAAAGUUCUAGGUUGUAUGUCUGUACAGUGUAUACUGGUGGUAUAGUGUUUAAAUGAAGGGCUGCUUGUAUAUCAUUUUAGUGUUCUUAUACAGAGGUGUGUUUGUAUGUAAUGUUGGCUUUUAAAUGCUGGUGUAUAUUUGUGCGUAGUGUUUGAGUGCAGGGGUGUGUUUGUAUGUUGUGCUGAUGCUUGAUUGUAUGUACAUACACUACCACAUACAUGUAUAAUUACACAGAUAACCGAUUAUAUGUACACACACACACACACACACACACACACACACUAAGGCAAGAUACAUAUAAUUACACUGACACACAAAUUCACAUAGACACUGACACAUACACACACAUUGACACAGAAUGAAAACGAUGACAAACACACAGAUGCGCAUCUUGACACACAGAUAUGCACGCACAAACAGAUACACAACCUGACACAGAUACACAAACCAAUACACAAUCAGGGACAUGAAUACUAUAUGUAGGAAUACAGAUUUGCAUUCCUAGUGCUAUGGUGUUCCUUUACAUGACUGCACUAUUACAGGCCAUAGAAAAACUAUCUAGAUAAAUCGUGGUAUGUAGAAUAGGGUGAGACCUCUGGACCCCUCACUCCAAGAACCAUGUGAUUCACAGCCUAAGGAACCCUCUCCACAUUAAAUGAUUAUCUCCAAAUCCCAAAAACCAUCGCUCUGUGUGGCUAUGUACCACUUUCCAAGAAUUUGUUUAUUUUCCAGACCUAUGAAUGAGCUCCAAAUCUACUUCUGUAAUCUUAAACAAAAUAUAUAGUGCGUUUAGAUUUAUAAACACCACGCUGUGCGGCUCUUGUUGCUGAGUGAAAAAUGUCAAAUAGCAUAAUACACAAAGUGUACAGUAAAACCACACACCAGCCUGGCUUUCCGUGAGUCGAUUAUUUACGUUCCUUUCUGUUUAGUUAACAUGUACUAUCGCACAAAACUACAGUAGAGGAGAAACACUUGGUGCUCAUUGUCUGUCAGCUGUAAAACCACAAAUCUGGCGUUUUCUAGCAGUCUUCACUACAUUCUGCACAAUUUUAAACAGUUCCCCUAUGUGUUGAGUGUGUGCUGAGCAAUGUUAUGUGCCAUCCUGGCGAGCAAUGAUUUGUGGACUGUCUUAAAGGGAUAUUGCAAGUUAAAUGUGCUAGAAUGAAUUUAUCAAGAGCAGCACACCUGACUAAAUACACCUAUAACUCUUACAAUUUCCACUAAUUUAACCCUGGUGGGUCGAAAUUCACCCUUGGAGUGUGUAUUAUGGUGUGCAGUGACUCCCUAGUCCACAAGAAAUAUACUACUAUUUUAAUACUCCCCAUCCCAAAUCAAAACUAAUAAUCACUGUUUAGUAGAUACACCCCAAAUGAAAACAUUCAGUGAAUCAUACAUUUUUAUAUGUAAAAACAGAUUGCAAAAAUGUCUGUUCUCUUGUCUGCAGCCUUUGCAAGCCCUCCCCUUCUAACCCCACCCAUACUUUCUGUGACUGUCCAAUCACAGACCACCCAAUGCAGCUCAAUGAGAAGUCUUUGCAAGGCAGGUGCUCUGGACAAUAGCAGCAUCUUGAGUUAUCUUCAUUGAGCUAACCAAACCAGAAAGUAACUGGACCGACUGUCUCACAAUUAGAGGGUGUAACCAGGUUAAAUUAUAAAAGUGUCAGUUUCUAUUGAAAUCAGCACUUUUUGUAAAAUGUAAAAGAGGACACUCUUCACACAAAGUACGUCAGAAAAUGUAAAUGCUUAAGAGAUAUGAAGUGUCCCUUCAAGGGCAUAGUGUGCAGUAUUAAAGGGAAACAAACUUGUUUGCCUCGCACUAUAUCUUCCCCAUCUGUCAAGGGGCUCCCCCUCUCUCUCACCUCCCCGUGGUGAACUUUUGCUAGGACAAUGAGACAGGAGCCAGGCCAAUGAGACAGUGUGGACAGGAGCUAGAACAAUGAGACAGGAGCCAGGCCAAUGAGACAGUGUGGACAGGACAAUGAGACAGGCCAAUGAGACAGGAGCCAGGCCAAUGAGACAGUGUGGACAGGAGCUAGGACAAUGAGACAGGAGCCAAUCCAAUGAGACAGUGUGGACAGGAGCUAGGACAAUGAGACAGGAGCCAAUCCAAUGAGACAGUGUGGACAGGAGCCAGGCCAAUGAGACAGGAGCCAAUCCAAUGAGACAGUGUGGACAGGAGCCAGGCCAAUGAGACAGGAGCCAAUCCAAUGAGACAGUGUGGACAGGAGCCAGGCAAAUGAGACAGUGUGGACAGGAGCCAGGACAAUGAGACGAAGUGCGGACAGGAGCCCAGGCCCAGCCAGGGGGCAAGGAGCCAGGCCAAUGAGACCAGUGUGGACAGGAGCCAGGCCAAUGAGGGCAGUGCGGACAGGAGCCAGGCCAAUGAGACAGUGCGGACAGAGCCAGGACAUAUGAAGACAGGAGCCAAUCCAAUGGGGCAGUGUGGACAGGAGCCAGGCCAAUGAGACAGCUAGUCGCGGACGAACCAGGCCAGCCAGAGACAGGAGCCAGGCCAUGAGACAGUGCGGACAGAGCCAGGCCAAUGGGAACAGUGUGGACAGGAGCCCGGGUUGAGACAGAGGCAAUCCCAGCCAGAGACAGUGUGGACAGGAGCCAGGCCAGUAGAGACGGAGUGCGGACAGGAGCCAGGCCAAUGAGACAGUGCGGACAGAGGCCAGGCCAAUGAGACAGGAGCCAAUCCCAGCCAGAAGACGGUGGACAGGAGCCAGGCCAGGGCAGUGCGGGGACAGGAACCAGGCCAAUGAGACGAGGCCAGGCCAAUGAGACAGUGUGGACAGGAGCCAGGCCAAUGAGACAGUGCGGACAGGAGCCAGGCCAAUGAGACAGUGCGGACAGGAGCCAGGCCAAUGAGACAGUGUGGACAGGAGCCAGGCCAAUGAGACAGUGCGGACAGGAGCCAGGCCAAUGAGACAGUGCGGACAGGAGCCAGGCCAAUGAGACAGGAGCCAGGCCAAUGAGACAGGAGCCAGGCCAAUGAGACAGUGCGGACAGGAGCCAGGCCAAUGAGACAGGAGCCAGGCCAAUGAGACCGUGUGGACAGGAGCCAGCACCAGGGCCGGACUGGCCCACCGGGAUACCGGGAAAUUUCCCGGUGGGCCACGGCACCUGGGGGCUGCGCUGCCACAUAGGUGGCACACUGAGAGGGGGCCAGCCGCGUUCCAGACUGAAGCCGGUCCGGCAGCACUCCAGUCACUAAUGGUUGAAGGAAGACAACCCCUUCUACCAUGCUCCCUCGUGGUUCCCACAAUUCCCAGCACAGGAACCGUGAGAGAGCAUGGUAGACAGGCUCCUCCUCCUUCAGCCAUCAAUGACACCAAUGAGACAGUGUGGACAGGAGCCAGGACAAUGAGACAUGAGCCAGGACAAUGAGACAGUGUGGGCAGGAGCCAGGACAAUGAGAAAGAGUGGACAGGAGCCAGGACAAUGAGAAAGAGUGGACAGGAGCCAGGACAAUGAGAAGGUGUGGACAGGAGCCAGGACAAUGAGAAGGUGUGGACAGGAGCCAGGACAAUGAGAAGGUGUGGACAGGAGCCAGGACAAUGAGAAGGUGUGGACAGGACAAUGAGACAGAGUGGACAGGACAAUGAGACAGAGUGAACAGGACCUAGGGCAAUGAGACAGGAGACAAGAGCUAGAAAAAUGAGACAGGAGCCAGGACAAUGAGACAGUGUGGACAGGAGCUAGGACAAUGAGACAGUGUGAACAGGAGCUAGGACAAUGAGACAGUGUGGACAGGAGCUAGGACAAUGAGACAGUGUGGACAGGAGCUAGGACAAUGAGACAGUGUGGACAGGAGCUAGGACAACGAGACAGUGUGGACAGGAGCUAGGAAAAUGUGACAGGGGCCAGGACAAAGAGACAGUGUGGACAGGAGCCAGGACAAUGAGAUAAGAUGUAGUGAAGAUAAGACAAUAAGGCGAGAAGGGGGGGGGUAACAGAUACAAUGAAACCAUCCAAGAAGCAGACUGUUGCUGUGAUACAGGGACUCCCCCUGAGAUUAGGAGAGGGGGCGAGAUUCAAACAGAGACAUAUUGUCACCCCCUCCCCUUCCCCAAACACAGGGCAAGGGAGGGUCCAGCUUCCUCUUACCUCAUAUCAUCUCCCCCUGACUUCCCAGCACAAGAGGAGGGGGAGAGCAGGACUGUGAAACAAAAGGAGGGCAGCUGCUUAAACUUCCUGCAAAGUGGAAAGACAAGGAAAUCGAUAGGAGAGAAACUAGCAGGGUUUAUAAAGGGAAGGUGUGGGAGAGGUAGAUACACAGGGCUGGAGGGGGAGGGGAGAGGUAGGUAGAUACACAGGGCUGGAGGGGGGAAGGGGAGGGUAGGUAGAUACACAGGGCUGGAGGGGGAGGGGAGAGGUAGGUAGAUACACAGGGCUGGAGGGGGGAAGGGGAGGGUAGGUAGAUACACAGGGCUGGAGGGGGGAGGGGAGGGGGUAGGGUAGGGUAGGGUAGGGUAGGUAUACACAGGGCUGGAGGGGGAAGGGGAGGGUAGGUAGAUACACAGGGCUGGAGGGGGGAGAGUAGGUGAAGAGCAGAGUGUGCAACAAUGUCCACCUCAAUCCUGAGAAGGAAUUCCAGCAAGAAGAGUUUGCAGAACAUACUGAGGUAAGAAAGGAUGGGGAAUGAAUGAGUGAGAAAGUAGGGGGUAAAAACCAGGGGGUGGUAGAGGGGGGCACAGCAAGGGGCCAGAAGGCAGGUAGACCAGGGAGAGAAUAGAGCUGUGCUGUGAGUGUGAAUGAUGGAUGGAUCCAGCUGUGAAUGGUACUGAGAGGGUCAGCCUGGGCUGUGAAUGGUACUGAGAGGGUCAGCCUGGGCUGUGAAUGGUACUGAGAGGGUCAGUCUGGGCUGUGGAUGGUACUGAGAGGGUCAGUCUGGGCUGUGAAUGGUACUGAGAGGGCCAGCCUGGGCUGUGAAUGGCACUGAGAGGGUCAGCCUGGGCUGUGAAUGGCACUGAGAGGGUCAGUCUGGGCUGUGAAUGGCACUGAGAGGGUCAGCCUGGGCUGUGAAUGGUACUGAGAGGGUCAGCCUGGGCUGUGAAUGGUACUGAGAGGGUCAGCCUGGGCUGUGAAUGGCACUGAGAGGGUCAGCCUGGGCUGUGAAUGGCACUGAGAGGGUCAGCCUGGGCUGUGGAUGGCACUGAGAGGGUCAGCCUGGGCUGUGAAUGGCACUGAGAGGUUCAGCCUGGGCUGUGGAUGGCACUGAGAGGGUCAGCCUGGGCUGUGAAUGGCACUGAGAGGUUCAGCCUGGGCUGUGAAUGGCACUGAGAGGGUCAGCCUGGGCUGUGAAUGGCACUGAGAGGGUCAGCCUGGGCUGUGGAUGGCACUGAGAGGGUCAGCCUGGGCUGUGAAUGGCACUGAGAGGGUCAGCCUGGGCUGUGGAUGGCACUGAGAGGGUCAGCCUGGGCUGUGGAUGGCACUGAGAGGGUCAGCCUGGGCUGUGAAUGGCACUGAGAGGUUCAGCCUGGGCUGUGAAUGGCACUGAGAGGGUCAGCCUGGGCUGUGAAUGGCACUGAGAGGGUCAGCCUGGGCUGUGAAUGGCACUGAGAGGGUCAGCCUGGGCUGUGGAUGGCACUGAGAGGGUCAGCCUGGGCUGUGGAUGGCACUGAGAGGGUCAGCCUGGGCUGUGAAUGGCACUGAGAGGGUCAGCCUGGGCUGUGAAUGGCACUGAGAGGGUCAGCCUGGGAUGUGACUGGCACUGAGAGGGUCAGCCUGGGCUGUGAAUGGCACUGAGAGGGUCAGCCUGGGAUGUGACUGGUACGGAGAGGGACAGUCUGGGCUGUGAAUGGUACUGAGGGGGUCAGCCUGGGAAUGUGGUGUGUGGGGGGAGAGUCAGACUGGUACCCACUGAGCUAGAACAAAUCUAAGGGCAAUGUGUCUGUCUACAAAAUGGGAUUUUUUUUAUUAUUUAUAAAACGCCAACACAUUCUGCAGCGCUGUACAAUGGGGAAUAAAUUGGAGUCAGAUUGUUUGUUUAUGAUUCGCUGGUUUACUGUUACAAAUAAUGUCAGUAUCUAAUCCUUUUUACUGGAUUAGGAUUAUUUGGAACAGAUAGAACACGUUCCUAGAGCGGCUCAUUUAAUCUGGUUCAUUUCUCAGGUUGGUUAGGGGAGGAAUACAUUGUAUCUGGUUCUCUGUGAUAGCAGCUGCACCCCAACAACAGAUCAGGGGGGUCCCAACUGCUAAUCAGGCUGACCAUGCAGGAUUAACCAAGAUUUCGGUCAAUAUUUAACAAUGGGAUGAAGCACAUUGUGUUGAAGACUUGCUGGAGUCCUUCGUUUACACUGUGAGGGAUGUUACCAUUUUCUUGUGAUGGAGAUUAGUAAAGUAUUCACACCAUCCAUCAGUCAGUCUAGUUAGAGCAGGGUUUCAGACGUUCGUCUUCUAAACAUUAAAAGAAUGCCACUAAUUACUGUACGUUAUUAUUAUUAUUAUUAUUAUUAUUAUUAUUAUUAUCGCCAUUUAUAUAGUGCCAACAGAUUCCGUAGCGCUUUACAAAAUUAUGAGAGGGGGGAUUUAACUGUAAAUAGGACAAUUACAAGAAAACUUACAGGAACGAUAGGUUCAAGAGGACCCUGCUCAAAUAAGCUUACAGUCUAUAGGACCAGUUUACAGUCUAUAGGACCAGUUUACAUUAUAUAGGACGAACUCACAGUCUCCUCUAUUGGUUUUCAAAGUCCUGGUGACUGUCCCAGGGAUAUGGCUUAGGGCUCUUAGCAAUGAGAAGGGCCACUACAAGCAAUCUGCCCCCCGAGACUUUGAAACCUAUGGAAACAGACAAGAUCCCUUUUGGUACCCUAGGACUCAACAUGGCAACUAUAGAGUUAAAACAAUCCUUUAUGUUUUACUUUAUAAAGAUAUUGCAUUAAAAAUGGAAAAUAAAGUCAAAUAAAAAUAGAUAUUUCGUUAAAUAGGCAGAUGCCCAUUUAGUGAUGUGAAAGCAUAUCUUUCAUUGAGUGUAAGUGACAUCAAGAGCAGUUCCUCUAAUCCAAGGGUUCUCAACCCAGUCCUCAAGGUGUCUAAAGUGCUUCCCCCCCCCCAAAAAAAAAAAACACAUUAGACACAGCAGGGUAAUCCCUAAAUCCUGGACAGUUUGGGGGUCCUUGAGGACUGGGUUGAGAACCCCUGAGUCUAAUCUUUUCGAGGUGAGCAGAACUGCGCUGUCAGGGGCCAGCAGCCAUACUGUGAUGGCUAGUUUACCCAUAGCCAGUUACUGGUUAGUGAACCGGACUCUAUGUUCCGAUUGCCGCUUAUUCCAGAAACUUCUCAAAUGAUUUAAUAUUAUGAAAAAUAUUUUCCUAAUUUGACUUUUUUAUAUAUGAGAUUUUUUACAUUUAGAAAUAAUAAUAAAAUAAAAAAUAGUAACUUCUAUUGAACCUCCACUAAAUAAAGUAUCAGAUCGUGCACAGCCUUGUGCUCUCAUCCUGCGUGUUUAAAGGGGAAUGAUCAUGAAGAAAAUUACUUUUGAUAUAAAAAGAUUGGGGGGUUUUGUUUUGUUUUUUUAAAUGGAUUUAAAAAAAUAAAAUAAAUAUUAAAAAAACAAGAAAAAACUAUUCCUGUUACCUAGAGCCUGCUUACUUGUCUUGGGAUGCAAUCUGUACAUAUGGGUUAAUGGUGGGGUAGAUCUAAUGAGGGAAUACCAGUAACACAUUAAACGUCAUUAAAUAUCUGAACACAGGGUGAGGGGACAUAUGUCAUACUGACUGGAUUCCACACUAGUCAGCCUCCACAGGGUUGCACAAGGUGUCUGUUAGUGCACCCAUUGUGCUGCGCUGUGGAGUUCGUUGGUGCUUUAGAAAUAAUAAUAAUAAUAAUAAUAGUGUGUUGAGAUUGGUGCAGUAGUGUAUAGCAAUUUGCUGGCGCUAUAUAAAUAAUAUAAUAAUAGCACAUUGUUGGCUAACCAUUUGUGGAUUCGUUUUUCCUAAUGCAUCAUGGUAGACAGUCCAACAUUGCUGCCCAGGCACAGUGUGACAUUGUGAGUAUAAAACGCUGAGUAUUGUAAUAUUCCUAGUGCUUCGCAUGAGAAGUGAUUACGUGUCAGCUCUCCCUCUCAAGUUAUUCUUUACGCCCCUGAGAGAAGAUAAUGAAUCAUCCUUUUGUGUCUGCAGAGCAUUGACACUCAUCCUUACUCCAUCUCAUCCCCUUUCCCUUUGUAAGAUCUCCCGCAGUCAUAAUAUAGACUUCUUUUGUAACCGUAGAAACUGUGGAUGCAGAGCAUCCUGUCUUGCUAUUUGUAUCUUGUAUACUUGUAUCCCCGGUCACUGCAGACUAUUUCACCUCCCCUGUAUUCCCGGUCACUGCAGAGUAUUUCAUCUCCCCUGUAUCCCCGGUCACUGCAGAGUAUUUCAUCUCCCCUGUAUCCCCGGUCACUGCAGAGUAUUUCACCUCUCCUGUAUCCCCGGUCACUGCAGAGUAUUUCAUCUCCCCUGUAUCCCCGGUCACUGCAGAGUAUUUCACCUCCCCUGUAUCCCCGGUCACUGCAGAGUAUUUCACCUCCCCUGUAUCCCCGGUCACUGCAGAGUAUUUCACCUCCCCUGUAUCCCCGGUCACUGCAGAGUAUUUCAUCUCCCCUGUACCCCCAGUCACUGCAGUUCAUUAUUUUAAAAAGUUUAAGAUCCGACUGCACCACUAUUAUGCUUAGUCUUUUGAACUGCCAAUGCACAAUUUAUAUAAUCUUAUUUAAAUUGGUCCAUUCUUCUUUACAUACACACACACACACACACACACACUGGAUCUGUCAGCGCUCGGGAAGGGGGUCACAUGCCAGAUGGUAUUUAAUAGCCAAAUGUGGCGGUCUUCCAAGGUACCACCGCCACAGAUACCCUUUUUCCAAUAGAAAGGGCAAAUAAUUCCCACAGGCGCAAUAUCAUUGAUGUAGCAUAACCCCCCACACACGAGCCAAAACGUAAUGCUAGUAAAAGAUUGUUUUAUUGAGAAAAGAUCGACGACCACGUCCUCCUGCUAGCGUUUCGGGAGACGAGAUGGCCGCCAUCCAUUGUUCCAACCAAGAAACGGCGGCCACCCAGUGGAGAAUUCUGUUAAUUAUUUCCUUCACGGUUUUCGUGCAGGUACAUAAUGUUCCACGUUCUAAUGGGUCUCUGGGGUGGUCUCGGUUUGGGAACCAAACAAAAUAAAACUGAGACAGGAGUCCAGACGAACAAAAAUAGCCGAAAUGUGAUGGGGUAUUCCUUCACACCAAGAAUAUGUUUUUUUUAUUAUUAUUAUUAUUAUUAUUAUUAUUAUUAUUAUUAUUAUUAUACCUCAGAACACAAACAUAUUCCACAGCUCUGUACAAUGGGUAAACAAUGACACCUGCCACAGUACCUACCUACAGGAACAGUAGGUGGAGAGGGCACGGCUGGAAUAUGAGAGAGUGCAGAUGGCUGCUUUAUCCAAUGGAUAAAUGUCCAGAACCCCAUAAAGCGGCUUAGAAAUGUAUCUGAGCGUCCUGAUUUGCUGUGUCACUUCCUGGUAUAUGAAUACCACAUGUAGAUUGAUAGAGCUGUCUGUACCACAUGUACAUUGAUAGAGCUGUCUGUACCACAUGUACAUUGAUAGAGCUGUGUGUACCACAUGUACAUUGAUAGAGCUGUGUGUACCACAUGUACAUUGAUAGAGCUGUGUGUACCACAUGUACAUUGAUAGAGCUGUCUGUACCACAUGUACCUUGAUAGAGCUGUGUAUACCACAUGUACCUUGAUAGAGCUGUGUGUACCACAUAUACAUUGAUAGAACUGUCUGUACCACAUGUACAUUGAUAGAGCUGUCUGUACCACAUGUACAUUGAUAGAGCUGUCUGUACCACAUGUACAUUGAUAGAACUGUCUGUACCACAUGUACAUUGAUAGAACUGUCUGUACCACAUGUACAUUGAUAGAGCUGUCUGUACCACAUGUACAUUGAUAGAGCUGUCUGUACCGCAUGUACAUUGAUAGAGCUGUCUGUACCGCAUGUACAUUGAUAGAGCUGUCUGUACCGCAUGUACAUUGAUAGAGCUGUCUAUACCACAUGUACAUUGAUAGAGCUGUGUAGACAAGUGGACUGACCCAGUACAAGUCGUUCUGAUGGGGUCUGAUCACUAAACUCUGAAAUUAAGGCCACAAUAAUUGGACUGCAAGCAUUUUCCAAACCCAGUAUUUUUUUUUACGCUGGGUAAUUUUCCACAGUGAUAUUUACUAUUAUGUGACUGGAAAUAGUUACUAUUGGAGAUACACAAACCGAUGGGAAAAAACUCUUCAAAACAUCUGUUAAUACUGGGCGGAAAUAAUAUACUCUGUAUCCAGCUGACAUUGUGCAAUACAUGGAUACAAUGUUUAACACACAACAGUGAGGGUCAAAUACAGCUAUCUGUUACUAUACACAGCUAUCUGUCACUAUACACAGCUAUCUGUCACUAUACACAGCUAUCUAACACUAUACAGCUAUCUGUCACUAUACAGCUAUCUGUCACUAUACACAGCUAUCUAUUACUAUACAGCUAUCUGUCACUAUACACAGCUUUCUAUCACUGUACAACUAUCUGUCACUAUACACAGCUUUCUAUCACUGUACAGCUAUCUGUCACUAUACACAGUUAUCUGUAACUGUACACGGCUAUCUGUCACUAGGUGGUUGAAAGACACUGUAAUGGAGUGACAGCUACCCAAUGCCCUGGGGUUCCGUGAGAACACAAAUGGGGUUCUGCCAAAAUUUCAGGAAACAAAAUGGCUGCCACGACAAAUAGGUGGGCCCGCCGGCGAAGGAGCUGAGCAGGGGAGAGUGCUCACUCGCCGCCUACCUUAUUUAUCGCAGCAGCCAUUAUCGCAGCACACACAGCAGUGAUGCCGAAGCUGGAAUAUGACGUCACUCUGGCUCCAGCAUCACUAAGAGGCGCGCAAGGGAGCUGAGCAGGAAGAUGACUGCUCCCUCGCCGCCCGCACGCCAGCUACUCAGCCCAGCAGCCCCACUGGACCCCAGGGACUGCGCACCAGCCGCACAGUCCAGCAGCCCCACUGGACCCCAGGGACUGCACGCCAGCUGCACAGUCCAGCAGCCUCACUUCAAAAGAGACUCCAUGCCAGCACCAAAGGUAGGGAGGCUGGGUGGAGUGAAAUAAAAUAAAUAAAUAAAGUGUGUCUGUUAAGGAGUUUAUAUUUGACACAUAGAUACAUGCACACAGAUACACACUGUGUGUAAGUGUGUGUAUCUGUGUGAUAGAUUCAUACACCCUGACACACAGAUAUACAAACACAGAUACACACACUUUGACACACAGAUACAUACACACUGUGUGUCAAGGUGUGUGUAUCUGUGUGCCAGUGUGUAUCUGUGUGUCAGAUACAUACACACAGGCACAUACAAACACAGAUACACACACCUUGACACACACACACACACACACACACACAAAAAAAACAGUGCACAUUUAAAAAAAAUUUUUUUACCGGGGGAGGGGUGGGUUCCACGAUGUCAAAGACACUAUGUCAAAGGGUUCCACAGGAAAAAUUAAUUGGGAACCCCUGACCUAAUGAAUACUAAGACCAAUUUCUCUGUGAAACACCAAUACAUAUCACUUCCUUUCUGUCAGUAUGUGAUGAAAAGCAAUCUGUGUGAUUAUAAUUUACAGCUACCUGUCAGUGUAUUAUAACCAGCUACCUGUCAGUGUAUUAUAAACCCCUACCUGUCAUUGCAUGCUGCCCAACUGUUUCUCGAUAUUUCCUAAACUGAAUGCUAGUUGUUGUGAGUUGACAGAUGAGUUGUCUGAAGCCUGUUUUACCCUUUGCAUGGUUUAGUCUAACGUUUACAACACUUAUCCAGCCACAAAUAUUCUCCAUAGCGCCCAAUAGCCCUGGAUCUGGUGGGGCAGUCCUGUUUUGUGAUUCCUGUGCCACUAUCCCACAAAUGCUCUCUGUUAUUUCACAUAUUCCUAAAGUUGGCAUGGCUCUAGCAGACAGGGGAAAGAAGAUUGAAUAAAGAAAACAUAUUUGGAUUAACUAAAAAGGAAGUGAUUUAUUACUGGUAUUUAUAAAGCGCCAACAGAUUCCGCAGCGCUGUACAAUAUACACAGACAAAUACAAGAGGUAGAGUGGGCCCUGCCCGUAAGAUGAUAACUAGCCGUUGAAGCUCUUUUAUACAAAGUGCUUAGCUAGAUGGCCCGUGAGCUUACAGUCUAAAGGAUACAAUGGGGAUUUGAGACAAAAGGUAGCAGGGGAAAGUUGGAGGUGAUGGCUUCAAGGGCAGCGGCUGAUGGGGUGAAACUUUCAGUUGAUGACAUCACAGGGUGCAGUGGUGGUGUUACAAAUCCAACUCACUCCAUUGUUUAACAGGUCUGUCAUUUUGUAUAUUUUACUCUUCAUCAUAGUCCCAAUAUUUAUACUGCCCCCCAGAGGGAGUUUAUUUAUGUAAUAUGUGCAGAAUAUACACCAAGCGCUGGGACACUGUCACUCACACUCUGUAUGAUUCAUUAAGUGUUUCUGUCUGCCCCACAGACUAACCACUCAGUGGAGUGUGGAGGACGAGGAGGAAGCGGCGAGAGAGCGUCGCCGGAGGGAGCGAGAAAGGCAACAACAGACAGGAGGUGACGAGCCAUCCGAAGAAAACCUGUCUGAGGAAACCUUCACCAAUAACCAGUGAGUGUGCAACGUUUGGGUCCUCACUCAUACUCUCCAUGCUCCUCACUCACACUCUCCAUGCUCCUCACUCACUCUCUCCCCGCUCCUCACUCACUCUCUCCCCGCUCCUCACUCACUCUCUCCCCGCUCCUCACUCACACUCUCCCUGCUCCUCACUCACACUCUCCUCACUUCUCACUCUCCCCGCUCCUCACUCCUCACUCACCCUUUGCCCACUCCUCACUCCUCACUCACACUCUCCCUGCUCCUUACUCCUCACUCACCCUUUGCCCGCUCCUCACUCCUCACUCACACUCUCCCCGCUCUCACUCAUUAUAUGAACCAUAAAAAUAUAGGCUGUAGAAAUACACUUCAUGAGAUGGAGGAGACCCUAAUGAAUACUACUGAAUAUUGUUGCUCUGUUUGAUCAUUAUUAAAGAGAGAGAUUGUGAUGGACCACCUGGCACCCGAACUGGGUACCUCCAUCAAGCUUGGGACAAAGGAGUGCUUCAGCCCUUGGCCAUUGCAGCUUGACUGGGGUCUCUCCAUCACUUCCCACCCUGGAACAGGGUCCUGGGUACAGCUUCAAGUGAUUGUAGAGAGUAUAGCUGACCCACCCAAACCCUAGCCCAGACUGAGUGUAACUGCUUUAUUAUGGCCAAGUUGCCUGCUUUUAUACAAAGCCCCCAGCUGUUUCUGGGGUCUCCAAACAAUACAAUGCAAACCCCUCCCAAACGUCUACGAGCCUGGGAGAUAAUUGCAUUAAAGACUGGUAAGCUAAUUAUCUCCCAGGAACAGAAAGGUAAACAUAAAAAUACCCCAAAACAUCAUAAAAACAUAUAAUAACCCCACAUAUACAUCCCCAGACAGCCCCGAUCUGAGCGCCCAAGUUCUCAAAAAAGCACUCAGAUACAUGCAGUGUAGAGGAAACACCACCAUGUUAAAGUGCUGACCGGCCACACAUGUGGUCCUAGGCCCAAAAUAGUUCCCAGUCGUUUGGUGCUUUUUCCGGUCAACUUUCGGGAGAUCCUGCGGCCGCAAUAUGGGUGCCCCACCUGGCUCUUAGGUAGUGUUCCCUCCAAAAAGUGCCCCCACCCUGGCAGUUUGCAAAGUGGUUCCAAACCCCGGACCAAAUUGUCCGGGAACCGAUCAUGCCGAAAACUGCUCCAUAACAUUCGCGACAAAGUACUGUUGAGGUGACCGGGGACCUAAAAAGGCAUCAUGCCGUAAUUCGCUCCAUAGCGGUCGCAGGCUAAGUAUCGCUGAGGACCAUUUGUGGGUUUUGUUCAUGUGAACUGCCUCUAGAGAGCCAGCGUUUGGUUCCAUUCGCAUGAAGGGAAAGUGCUGAACCAGGGGGGGAAAGCUACUAAUGGUGGUAACUCCCGAGCGGUGUCUCUGACCUGGACCAUAGUCGGUGGGCAGGAGGCCUGGCAAACAUCCGAGGAAAAGAGCGUUUGUCACAGAUAUUAUAUAUAGAAUGCUGAUUGUAUCGAAUGAAAGACUGGUUAUUCUGAUGUUUGCCUAUCCUAAUAUAUAAGAACUAUGUGUUUGUAUUCCUGGGGCAGAGUGUCUCUCUCGGUUGGCUCCCUGUCAAUGAUUGUUAUAAACCAAGGGUGGCCAAAAGGUUGAUCUCCAGCCAUUGCAGAACUUAAACGUCUUUGUAGCUGUACCAGUCAUACGGUUAGUAAAGCAUCAUGGGAAAUGUAGGUCUCCCAUUAACGGAGAUUUAAUUCCUGGCCACCCCUGUAAUAAACUUUGUCCUUUGCACCGGUUGCCAUUUUUUGACUUUUUCUUAUAGCAUAAUAUAAUUAACAUUUAAAUAAUUAAAACAUUAAUUAGACUUUUCAUAAUAUCAGAGGGCAAAAGUCUAUUGUGAGCUUUUUCAUGGGGCAUGAUAUAAGAACUUCACGCCGUUAACACGGAACGGAGAGCCGCCAAUCUGGGCCAGAUGCGGGUAAUAAAACAGUCUAACACGUUCGUGGGACCAGGAUCACAUUAGACCGAAUUUAGAUCUACCAUAUUUUAUUCUGAUCUUCAUUCUUCUCAUGCUUGAGCGGUUCCUUCUUCAUUAACAUUCACAAAAUGAAUUCACUGCCUCAAAGUAUGUGUGUCCUCAGCACAGUUAUCUACCAUCUUCCUGGCCUUUGCUCAUUUACCAGCUGAACAUUUAUAAAACAUCACAUGUAUCAAACAUUUCUAUACUCUUAUCAUAUCCCCUCUGAGGCGCCGUUUUUCCAAACUAAACAGAUUUAAUUUUUUUCAUUACUUUGUUUUGUUAGCUUAAAUAUAAACAUUUUAUGAGGCAGUGGUAUGCAAUACAGAGCUUAUGAAAUAUGUUUCAGUAUUUUUUAUUUAUUUAUUUAUUAUUUUUUACACAGAAUAUAGAGCACAUGCUGGUGCCACAAUUUAACAAAUUAAGUGUCCCCUAAACUCCUCCUCCUCCCCCCAAGCUUCCUUUUAUAGGAUAAGGAGUGUAUAUAUUUUAUAGCAUCCAUUUAAAAUCAAUUAUAAGUGAAACUAUUAAAAUUUAAACCUUUAUUAUGUCUUUUAUUAAAAUAAGUUUGUGAUUACUCUGUUGCCUCUACCCCUAUUUGCAGUGCGUCAUUAAAACCGUCUGGUCCCUGGGAGAACGAUGAAGAUGAAGGCUUUAGUGACUGGUCUCAAAGGUUGGAGCAGAGAAAGCUGCGAGGGGCAUGUCAGGUGCCCACCAAUGAGAAUGAGGAGCCCAGGACCCUGGAGGGUGAGGAACCUCAGGGAACUAGAGAAUCAGGAGAACAAGAGAGUGAUGAUGCAAGGGUUCCAGAUCAGAGGGUGGAGGAAGAAGAGGAUGCAUCUCGUUCUGAAGUGACAGAGGUAACUUUCUGUGUACAUCCUCUAUGGCAUAUUUGGGAUCAGGAGUCCGGUUUGCCCCUAUAAUGCUGGAAGCCUAGAACACAUUGCAGUCCACACGCCUGAUAGCCAGCUGCUGGUUAAACACAAGCGAUAUGAUAAAAUGUCUGUAUAGAGAAACUCAGCCUGUGUAUUGGAAGGAGACAAUCUGUCAGAGUGAUUUACUAAAGUGAGAAUUCAAAGUGAAUUUUUAAUUUAAGUCUAGAAUAGUCAAAUUCUCAGCUGUGCUAUCAGUUCAGCUACUUUAACCUUGAAAUUAAAAUUCACUUUAAAAUUCCCACUUUGGUGAAUAACCAUGUGGUUCUCUCGAUAAAUUGCGAACAUAUCACUUAUAAAAGCAGCAUUACUACGUGUAGAAAUGAACGGACCUUAAUGUCUCUUCUAUUAAGUAAUACUACGUUUAGAUUAAAGGUGCUUGUGUACAUAUGGCCAUCACACAGUGAGAACCAAAUAAAUCUAUGGCCAAUAAUAUGCCUAAAAUCCAGGACUAGAAACCCUAGUGGAACCGGAGUUUAUUAUAUAGCAUUACAGGAUUCUAUACAGCAUUGUGCAUUCAUUUGUCAUUGAACUCUAACAUGUCAUCCAUAGAGGAUGGGUUUGCUUUUAAAUCAUGCAUAUCGAAGAUAGCAGUAGUGAUGGUAGUGUAUGAUAGUAGUGACACAGUAGCAGUAGUGAUGGUAGUGUAUGAUAGUAGUGACACAGUAGCAGUAGUGAUGGUAGUGUAUGAUAGUAGUGACACCGUAGCAGUAGUGAUGGUAGUGUAUGAUAGUAGUGACACAGUAGCAGUAUUGAUGGUAGUGUAUGAUAGUAGUGACACCGUAGCAGUAUUGAUGGUAGUGUAUGAUAGUAGUGACACAGUAGCAGUAUUGAUGGUAGUGUAUGAUAGUAGUGACACAGUAGCAGUAGUGAUGGUAGUGUAUGAUAGUAGUGACACAGUAGCAGUAGUGAUGGUAGUGUAUGAUAGUAGUGACACCGUAGCAGUAGUGAUGGUAGUGUAUGAUAGUAGUGACACAGUAGCAGUAUUGAUGGUAGUGUAUGAUAGUAGUGACACCGUAGCAGUAUUGAUGAUAGUAGUGACACAGUAGCAGUAUUGAUGGUAGUGUAUGAUAGUAGUGACACAGUAGCAGUAGUGAUGGUAGUGUAUGAUAGUAGUGACACAGUAGCAGUAGUGAUGGUAGUGUAUGAUAGUAGUGACACAGUAGCAGUAUUGAUGGUAGUGUAUGAUAGUAGUGACACCGUAGCAGUAGUGAUGGUAGUGUAUGAUAGUAGUGACACAGUAGCAGUAUUGAUGGUAGUGUAUGAUAGUAGUGACACCGUAGCAGUAGUGAUGGUAGUUUAUGAUAGUAGUGACACCGUAGCAGUAGUGAUGGUAGUUUAUGAUAGUAGUGACACAGUAGCAGUAGUGAUGGUAGUGUAUGAUAGUAGUGACACAGUAGCAGUAGUGAUGGUAGUUUAUGAUAAUAGUGACACAGUAGCAGUAGUGAUGGUAGUGUAUGAUAGUAGUGACACAGUAGCAGUAGUGAUGGUAGUUUAUGAUAAUAGUGACACAGUAGCAGUAGUGAUGGUAGUGUAUGAUAGUAGUGACACAGUAGCAGUAGUGACACCGUAGCAGUAGUGAUGGUAGUGUAUGAUAGUAGUGACACCGUAGCAGUAGUGAUGGUAGUGUAUGAUAGUAGUGACACAGUAGCAGUAGUGAUGGUAGUUUAUGAUAAUAGUGACACAGUAGCAGUAGUGAUGGUAGUGUAUGAUAGUAGUGACACAGUAGCAGUAUUGAUGGUAGUGUAUGAUAGUAGUGACACAGUAGCAGUAGUGAUGGUAGUUUAUGAUAAUAGUGACACAGUAGCAGUAGUGAUGGUAGUUUAUGAUAAUAGUGACACAGUAGCAGUAGUGAUGGUAGUUUAUGAUAGUAGUGACACAGUAGCAGUAGUGACAGCAGUUUCUGACAAUAGUGACACAGAUAAUUUUCAUAUCUUUUAACAGGUGAAUGAUGAGCCUGACCCUCGGACCUAUGAGAGCUAUAGCCCAGAGCCUUCUCCACAGGAGGUGCCGAUUUCUUCCAGCCAAUUGAGUGCAAGGUAGAGUUUCAACAACCCAAGAAUUCUCACACCAAACAGACCAUCUCCUGGAACAGAUGACCUAGAAACAUGUAUAAUUAACU
This is a messenger RNA of Pelobates cultripes (western spadefoot toad), 42901 nucleotides long. The record is from the annotation of a GenBank genome assembly. Lineage: Eukaryota; Metazoa; Chordata; Amphibia; Anura; Pelobatidae.